AUGCCCAAAAUCGCCCUCUUCGGCGCAAGCGGCCAAAUAGGCGCCGCAAUUCUCAAAGCCCUCCUCACAGACCCCUCCCUCAACACAAUCCAGAUCCUCGCCCCAGGCACAUCCUCCAAAGUUCCCGCAAAUGACCAUCCCAAUCUCAGCACCAAGACCAUCGACCUAACAUCCGCAAAGCGCGAUGACCUCGCCAAAGACCUAGCGGGUGUAGAUGUGGUGGUUAGCGCAUUGAACGGAAAGGCAUUGGAAGCGCAGAGCGUCAUCCAAGAUGCAGCGGCGGAUGCGGGCGUGAGACGGUUCUAUCCCAGUGAAUAUGGAUCGCAUCAUAUUUAUCGGAAACCGGGGGAUACGUACGGUUAUAUUCAUCCUAUGUGGAACAUAAAAGACCAAUGCAACGAAGCAGCCCUGCACCACCCAGCUAUUGCUGCUGGCAAAAUGACAUACACCCUAAUCGGCUGCGGGGAUUUUUACAAUCAAUCCCGAGAAAAAACAUGGUGUCCAUGGACGCAGAAAUCUCCCGAAAACAACGAAUAUACAAUUCACGUUAUCGGCUCCCCCGAUGCCGCUGCAGACUUUACACAUACGGAUGACUUCGCUGCUUUCCUCCUUGAAACCAUUCGCCAUCCGGAACUCAGUGAGAAUCAGCGACUGAAUUUCGUCAGCGACCAUAUAAAUCACGAAGACAUUGCGAGACUAUUAGAAAAAUACUCUAAUAAGAAAGUUAAAAAGAGUGUGCUUCCGUUGGAAAUCAUGCAUAAGGUGUUGAGGGAUCCCGGAGAAGCACCAAAGGAGUUAAGAGACGCGCCAAGUGCAUUCCCAGUUGAUUUCUGGUUCUUGGUGAAGGGAAUGCAGGGGGCAGGACGGUUUUGGAGGGCAAAGGGGGAGGUGCAUAAUAAUUUGUUUCCCGGGGUGAAGCUGAGGACUUUCGAGACAUACCUCAAGGAACUAUUUAUCUGA
This is a messenger RNA of Aspergillus chevalieri, 960 nucleotides long. RefSeq lists its product as uncharacterized. The transcript has 2 exons. NCBI's taxonomy places the organism in Eukaryota, Fungi, Ascomycota, Eurotiomycetes, Eurotiales, Aspergillaceae. The coding region runs from base 1 to 960 and encodes 319 amino acids. The record is from RefSeq and is a predicted model, not a curated record.